AUGUACACGGAUGAUUACCUGGAUCACUGCAGGAGAGUGCAGACACAGGGGAAACUGGAAGUUCCUAUGGUUUGGGAUGUUGGACAUGCUAUUAUUCGCUAUAACAUGGAUUGUAAAGUUGAUGCUCAUGAAGAGCACGGUCUCGUUGAUACAUCAUAUGCCGUGGAAAAUUCAAAAGUAAGCGAAAGCUUCUUGCUGAUGAAAUUCUACUCUUUAUCAUCUGGAAUGGCAAAGCAUUUGCUGACAGCUACUGAUGGGUCUGAAAUCAACAUCCCCUUUGAACUGAGUGAUGAAGAGCAGGUGAUUAUCCAAUUCCCGCUCACUAGUUUUAUACUUGGGAGGUCGGGCACCGGAAAAACCACUGUAUUGACAAUGAAAAUGAUUCAAAAAGAGCAACUGUCAUUGAUCGCAUCCCAAGGUCUAAAUUUGGACGGAGCUGAUUUGUCUGCGGCAGAUGACAAUAAACUUAUGCCACUAAAGAAUGUAGGAGAAUGUUCUGUGAAACAAAUAUUUAUCACUGUGAGCCCAAAGUUAUGUUCAGCCAUAAAAGAUUACAUCUACAGACUUAAAAGAUUUGGCACUGGUGAUGUCUCUGAUCAGCCAAGCAUUCUUCGCAUGCAUGACGUCAUGGAUGACCUGGAAGAGUUUACAGAAAUUCCUGACAAUUUUUGUGAUCUACCUCAUGAGCACUAUCCUCUUACUAUUACAUACCGUAAGUUUCUGAUGAUGCUUGAUGGAACAUGCCGGACAUCAUUUUUUGAUGUAUUUUAUGGUGAAAUGAAGUCUAGCUUUGAGAGAGGCCAUUCAAGAUCUCGUGCAGUGCAAACUUUUAUUGAAUUGAAUGAAGUUACCUACGAAAAAUUUGCUACUUUCUACUGGUCUCGUUUUAAUAAAGACCUGACGAAGAAAUUUGAUGCGUCCACUGUUUUCACUGAAAUAGUCUCUCACAUUAAGGGCACAUAUCAAGCAUGUGGGCCUUAUACUGGAAAACUGGGAAGACAAGAUUAUGUGAUGCUCUCAGAUAAAAGAAUUUCAUCUUUGAACAAAGAGAAAAGAAAUAAAAUUUAUGAUAUAUUCCUUGAAUAUGAAAGUAUGAAAUGCUCUGCCAGGGAGUUUGAUUUGUCCGAUUUUGUCAGUAGUCUUCAUGCUAGUCUUGCAUCUGAUGGCUACAAUGGAGAUUUGGUGGAUUUUGUUUACAUAGAUGAGGUACAGGAUCUGACCAUGACACAAAUAGCACUUCUUAAGUAUGUCUGCAGGAACAUCAAGGAAGGCUUCCUUUUUGCUGGUGACACUGCACAGACUAUAGCAAGGGGUAUCGAUUUCAGGUUUGAAGAUAUCCGUUCACUUUUUUAUACUGCAUUCCUCACAGAAACUGAGGCGUCUAAACUAGGACUUAAACAUGGGGAGAAAUCCCAUCUCUCUGAUAUGUUCCAAUUGUCUCAAAAUUUCCGCACACAUUGUGGCAUCCUCCGUAUGGCACAGAGUAUCAUGAGGCUUCUGUGCUCCUUUUUCCCAUCAAGUGUUGACAAGCUUAAUCCAGAGACUGGACUGGUAUACGGAGAAGCUCCUGUGCUGCUGGAGUCUGAUAACGAUGAAAACGCUAUUAUGAGAAUUUUUGGAGAAAACAAAAGUCAACAUGGUAAUCUGCAUGGGUUUGGCGCUGAUCAAGUCAUAUUAGUUCGUGAUGAUGCCACCAAAAAACAAAUUAUUGAUGUUGUUGGUAAACAAGCUCUUGUUCUGACUAUUGUUGAAUGUAAGGGCCUUGAGUUUCAGGAUGUGCUGUUGUACAACUUUUUUGGUUCGUCACCUUUAAGAAAUAAAUGGAGGGUUCUGUAUGGCUACAUGAAACAUAAAGCUAUUAUAGCACACUCCGAGGAGACCUCUCACCCAGGUUUUGACAGAAGCAAGCAUUAUCUACUCUGUUCAGAGCUGAAGCAACUCUAUGUUGCAAUCACACGCACUAGGCAAAGAUUGUGGAUAUGCGAAAAUACAGAUGAUUACUGCCGACCAAUGUUUGACUACUGGAAGAAAUUGUGUCUUGUAGAAGUUAGAUUACUUGAUUCUUCCCUCAUUCAGGCCAUGCAAACAGGGAGCAGCAUUGAUGAUUGGAGGCUACGGGGAACCAAGUUAUUCAAUGAGGGGCAAUUCGAGAUGGCUACUAUGUGUUUCGAAAAGGCUGGUGAUGCACACAGAGAGAAGUGGGCAAGAGCUGCUGAACUUGUGGUGACUGCUGACCAUGCCAUCUCCACAAAUUUGGAGUUAGGCAAGGCUUCAUUGCAAACAGCAUCAGAGAUUUACGAGUCCAUAGGAAUGCAUGAGAAAGCUGCUACGUGUUAUAUCAAAUUAGGUGACUACAAAAGAGCAGGUACGCUCUACAUGGAAAACUGUGGUACUUCUACUUCUAGACUUGAGGAUGCUGGUGAUUGCUUUGCUAGGGCUGAAUGCUGGUCGGAGGCAGCUGAAGUGUUUUUCAAAGCUAAAUGUUACACCAAGUGUUUCUCCAUGUGCUCAAAAGGAAAACAAUUAUUCAAUCGGGGCUUGCAGUUUCUGCAACAGUUGGAGGAGGAACAUAUGCUUGAGGAUUCAAAAUCCUUGGAGGUUUCUGCAAUUAGAUCAGAGUAUCUAGAAAAUUGUGCUCAACAUUAUUUUGAGUGUGGUGACAUAAAGCGUAUGAUGCCUUUUGUUAAGGCUUUCAGUUCUGUGGAUAAUGUACAGGCAUUCUUGAAGUCUAGGAAUCUUCUUGAGGAACUGUUUAGUAUAGAGAUGAAAAACGGUAAUUUCGUUGAAGCUGCAGGGAUAGCAAAGCAUAAAGGAGAUGUCUUACUGGAGGUGAAAAUGCUCGAGAAGGCAGAUUUGUUUGAGGAUGCAACGCGGCUUCUCCUCCUCCACAUCAUUGUAAAUUCUUUGUGGUUUUUAAAUAAUAAAGGGUGGCCUCCCAAAAGAAAUCUAGAGAAGGAACAGUUGCUUGCAGAAGCCAAAGAGAUGGCGAAGAAGGUAUCUGAUUGCUUCUACGGCUUCGUUUGCCUGGAAGCUGAUGCACUGUCAGAUGUGAUUAAGUCUCUUCCCGAUUUAACUUGCACUUUGCUUGAGGGCAGAAAAUGUGGGAACUUGUUUGUUAAAUUUAUUGCUUCCCGUUCAAUUAUUGAUGUUCAUCUUCAGUCUCGAACCUCUGGAUACAAUUUAGAGAUAGGGCCAGGAUCUGAAGAUGAAAAUAGUUGUAAUAAUAUGCUGGCUUCUAAUCAGAUGUCACCCCAGACUCUGUUUAAUGCCUGGAAUCGCUGGAAGUCGAUCAUACUCAAUGCACUAUCUCAUCUUCGCCACACUGAUGGUCCAGAAUUAAAUGACUACACAGUUAUGUAUGAAGAUCUUUUCGCCAAGUACUUUGGAUUGAGAAAAGAUGAUGAAGUUGACAGAUAUGUGGUACUUAACAUGAAUGCAAGCUGGCUUUCUAAUGCUGGCAUAAGUUCUUUGCGGCUAGAUGGCAAUAGAUGUUUACUGGAUGCCCCUCGGUGUCAUUCGUGUGCUCGGUAUUUCUGGAUGAAUGAGAUGUCUUCUGUUGGUUUAAGUGUACUUAAGAAGUUGGAGUCAUUUGUUCAAAUUUCUCCAAAGCCAGAAUCUUUGUAUACCCUGGUGAGAACAAACGUUAUUAUAAGUGAGAUAGAAAAGUUUUUGGAAGAACCACAGUUCAGUAUGCCAAAAAUGAAGUUAAGAAACUUCUUUGUUCUCUGUGAGCGUCGCUUCUUUGAGUUAAUAUUUCUUGCGUGGAGAGAUGGGACAACAAGGAGCCUCUUGCCUAUACUUGAGUCACCAGCCGCAUAUGGAUUGAUUGCUGAUUCUCUUAGUGCACACCUUCGGCGAACAGAUAAAAAUUUGACUCAUGGGCAUCUUGGGAGAACAACCAUGCUUCUGCUUCAUACAGCACAACUGGAUGAUGCGCUACUUUCUAGACUAGUACAUUACCUGGACAACAAUUCCAGGUGGGCAGAUUUUUAUCGAUGUUUGAAGAGAUUUCUUGAUACUGGUGUUGAUAGACCCCCCUUGAUCUUGAACUUUAAGCGUGCUCUUGAGUUCACCUUCAGUCGUGUGAUGCGGAGGGAUGAACGGGACUAUAUAUCCCCAAUAUGCUAUGUGUGUCUGAUGGAGUGCCUUGGUUUCAUGGCUUCAUCAUACCUUCUACCGAAAGGUUGUGUGUACUGCACGAAGUCUCUGUUGGUGAAUAUGCUAGAGUGCCGUACCAGCAAGGUUUACCUUGACACCUUCCUGGCAUCUAAUUCGAGCCCAGAUUACGAUCUUAAUCGCUUGGCAUUCUCAUCAGGGCGUUUCAUAUUUGAGGCAGUUAUGACUCUGUUGACAGAGAAGGAUAUGCUCUGGGAAUGGGUACAGAAGACGUCAAGUCCUAGUUCAUACUCCGAGGUCCUCCGGAGACUAGUGGUCACACUUUAUCCUCUGAUCCUAACUCAUGAGCUUGUGUUCAAAAAAGGAACCCUGGCUCAUGAUCUGCAGAAUUGCUAUGAUCUCACAAGCACUCUUCAGCGGGGCAGAUUCUUUGUGGAUUUACCUUUGGAGUUUUCUGAGAAGAUGGUCCGUGCUUUGCAAAUAAGGCCUCGCACGCCGAGCAACUUCACAAGAGUGCUUGCUGAUGCACUGGACGCAGUCGGAGAUCGUAUGGUAGUUAUAGUGGGCUCACGCAAAGCCCGAGCAGUCUGCCCAAACUUAAAUGCCUACAUGAUUAGCAAGGAGGAAUUGUAUGAUGCUCCGAAGAUAAUGGCUCUUCUUCGUUCCGACGAGCCAAGCUGUGCAAAGCAAGAGGCUGCACUGCCAGAAAAUUCUGAUGCUAACAAAAACAUUCCUAAGGCUGUACAAGAUAUUAAUAAGGUGGAGAGUACAGGUGAAAUAUCUUUUAGUGAUGAGAAUGCUCCCUUCUGGGAUAUGUUUGAGAGGUUUCAAGUCAACAAGCAAGGCCAGUUAUUCUAA
Triticum turgidum subsp. durum (durum wheat) is the source of this 4974-nucleotide messenger RNA. NCBI's taxonomy places the organism in Eukaryota, Viridiplantae, Streptophyta, Magnoliopsida, Poales, Poaceae. The record is from the annotation of a GenBank genome assembly.